AUAUUUGACAUUAAUUCGUUGAACAAAAUGGCAGAGUAAGCAUAUGUAUCAGUAAAGUGCAGAUAAUUUUGUGAAAACGAUGGCGAAUCUAACAAAAAGUGCAAGUUCUAUGCAAGAAAUUGAAUAUUCAUCGUAUUUGCGUGUUUUGGAAGAAGUCACUGGUUGGAAAACAUCGAUAGAAAAAGGACAUUUUGGCGGAACGUGCUGUAAAAUCCCCCAUUGUGUUAUCACGGACUUGAAUUUGAUUAAACGUUGGAGAACAGGAAACCAUUGUAGACAAGAUAAUUUCACAUUUUGAAUAAUUAUGUGGAGUGUGAUGUCUAAGAUGGGUUCUGCAGAACCCAGAUUUUCUCCAAUGCACAAAGGGAACUAUCAUACUUCGGUCCACCCCAUUUUUCCGACUGUUUUCAACCCCAUCCUAAACAAGGAGUUUGCAUACUGUAAAAGCAACAUGAAUCUGAGCCCUCCGAGGAACUGCCAAAAUUAUAAUACCUCAUCAAAAAUGGAUCUUGAAAUAAUUACUAGUCCAAGAAUGCAAGAAGAACCCAAACCAAAAGCAAGUUUCCCUAAUCCAAUUGUACCAAAAUCAAAUAAUGCGUGCAAUAGUAGCAGUAAGAAGAAGAAAAAGAAAAGGAGACGGCGACGAAAGAAAAACAAAACGAAUCAGGUAAAAAUGACGACCAGUCAACCUUUGAAAGAAAAACCAGCAGAGAGGGAACGAAAAAUUUCCGUUGCUGAAAGUGAAGACAGUUUUGUGAUAUUUUUCGAUGAGGAAUAUGAACACAUAUCUGAACCAUCUGAUGAUGAAACUGAAACAACAGAAGAUUUUGGCUCUUCAGACUCAAUCAUACCACGCAAAAAGGUGCGCUUUGCAAAUGAUAGCAAACUUCGUGAAAUUCAUCCGAUGGUUGUGUGGUCUUACGCCUAUCAAGCUGCUCGGAAAGGACCUUGGGAGGAGUAUGCAAGAGAUCGUGACCGAUUUAAGAAUAGAGUACGAAAUACAGAAACUCUUAUUGGGCAUAUAUUCACUGCAGGUCAUAGGUCAAGAAUUUAUGAACAGCGGUUUUCCUCUCUCAUGUAAAUUUUUUAAAGAUACUCUCGUUUGACACAAUCAAAUUAUUUGGUAAAGUUAGGUAAUUUUCAAUAUUUUUCAAGUAAGGGUUAUCUGUAUUUUUUCUAAAUACAAUGACUGUGAUAUCGAAGUUGACUGAUGAUUUUUUAUAUACAUUAAGUUAUUCAGAUAAGUUUUUAGUAGGUGUAAAUAGAUAGAUGUAGUUUUGUUCUUAAGCUUGCUAUUGUAAUGUACAUUAAUUGUUACAUCAACUUUCAUUAGACUAUAUUUUAUUGGUUAAGUGGGGUUUAGAUUAAUCACUUGUACAAAACAAUGGUAGAUUUUGUUAAUGUAUAGUUUAUUGUGCUUGUGUGGUAAAUAAGUUGUAAAAUAUAGCAUUAAUUAGAAAAAUUAGAAGUUAA
This is a messenger RNA of Zophobas morio, 1473 nucleotides long. RefSeq lists its product as uncharacterized. The record is from RefSeq and is a predicted model, not a curated record. Gene Ontology annotation, molecular function: protein phosphatase regulator activity. Bases 305 to 1081 code for a protein of 258 amino acids. Gene Ontology annotation, biological process: response to endoplasmic reticulum stress. Lineage: Eukaryota; Metazoa; Arthropoda; Insecta; Coleoptera; Tenebrionidae. Gene Ontology annotation, cellular component: protein phosphatase type 1 complex; endoplasmic reticulum. The transcript has 2 exons.